Micromonas commoda is the source of this 2259-nucleotide messenger RNA. RefSeq names its product JmjN/JmjC protein. The transcript has 2 exons. The record is from RefSeq and is a predicted model, not a curated record. Bases 1 to 2259 code for a protein of 752 amino acids. Gene Ontology annotation, molecular function: 2-oxoglutarate-dependent dioxygenase activity. Lineage: Eukaryota; Viridiplantae; Chlorophyta; Mamiellophyceae; Mamiellales; Mamiellaceae.
AUGGAGGGCCGCGGCGGACCCGAGAGGAAGAAGGCCAGAGUCGGGGAUGACGAAGGGGCGGGCGGGGACGCGGAUACUGCGGGAGCGAGGCGAUGCGACGACCCGGACGCACCCGUCAACCUCGACACCGCCCCGAACGCGCCCGUGCCCAUCCCCGGUGGCGCGAUGCGCGCGAGGAACAAGCUCAUGGAGCGCGGGACCGCGAGGCUCGAGGAGAUCGAGGAGGUGAACGACCGACGGAUCGGCGCUAAGUUCCUCCUCGACAUCGUAACCUCGCACCCGACGUGGACCGAACGCAAGAUCGACGUGAUGACCGCCGAGGGUUCCAACGUGUUCAUCGGCGACAUCAGGGUGCACCAGCCCUCGGAGAUAUCCACCGACGCGCUGGUGGAGCGAGUCAACCGGCGACGGUCGAGGUACGUGUGGAGCAUAUUCCUCUCGCAGUCCCCCGCGUGGACUGCCGGAAAGGGCGAGGGGCCCAACCUGCCGGUCGUGGAGGCUUUGUUCGAUCCCAUCGUCGGAAAGUGCGGAAAGGGCGCGGAUUCGUCUUCGAAUUUGACGUUCGGCGAAGUCGCGCCGUGCUUCGGGAACGGCGCGACUUCGCCGGUGUUGAACGUGCACCCGUCCACGCCGAUGCGCUCGAUCAACCUGUGGUACAGCCCCGACAGCUCGCGGAGCAGUCUGCACUUCGACGACUACCACAACGUGCUGUGCGUCGUCGCCGGAGAGAAGACGGUGCGGCUGUGGCGACCCGGCAAAUUUCUCGACUUUUACGUCGACAACCCGCUGGGCGAGUCCGCGAACCACAGCGGGAUAGACGUCACCUGCACCGCGUACGAGCCCGAGGCGGACCCCAAGGAUUUAUUCCCCGAGUUUUUCGACCACGAGGGGACCGGGUGCGAGAUCCCACCGGACGAGACGCGCGUGCUCCGGGCCGGGGACUGUCUGUUCAUACCGGAGGGGUGGUGGCACUGGGUGGACUCGUCGUCGGGGGCGAUGGCGGUGAACUUCUGGUGGGACAGCCCGUUCGCGGCGGACCUCGCGGCUCGCGUGGAGCCCUGCCUGACGGUCGAGUCCUUAAAAGAUUCAGCCCUGAACGAACGGUGCGACGGGUUGAUGCGAGAGUUGAGCGCCGAUUUGGCGUCCGAGUCGAGCGAGUAUCGACGGCGGAAGAUAUUCGCGGCGUGCGGAAGAAUCGAGAAGCACAGGCUGGUGGCGAACCUCGCGAACAGCGAGGGCGCGAAUGCGUUCCGCGGGAGGCGCGGUCUGUCCAACACCAAGUGGGGCAGAGCCGAGCUCGGCGAAAACUUCGAGGACUCGUUUCCCUUUUACGAGCGGUUCGCGGACCGGCUCUGCUACGACGUCAAGAAGAUAACCUUCGGAUACGGCUACGACCCGCGCGACUUUGAGAAGCGUUGGCCGGACCCCGCGCGGGACGGCGUUCCUCACCACGCGAGGAAGGAAGAACACCACGACGACGUGUUCAAGAUCGGCGUCGACGUAUUGUUUUUUGUGGCUUACUCCGAGCCGCAGGAGCUGUGGGACUUUCUCAAGUACCUGGCGUCGGAGCCGUACUACCUCGGCGAGGAGUCGGACGACGAGCUCAAGGCGUCGAAGCAGAACACCGUGCGGCUGCUGCUCAUCGUGUUCAUAGCCAACAACGACAGGGCGUGCGAGCUGCUGACGUACAAGCUGGAGCUCUGCGAGGUGGGCAAGGACGAGGACGAGGUCAAGAGGUUCUACGGGCUCGUGUACGGCGUGCUGAGCCACGAGGAGAAGGAGGCGUUCACCGCCGGGCUGCUGCGGCGGAAGGACCAGUUCAGCUGGAAGUUCUGUAAGCACGUGGCGUACAACGUGCUCGAGAUGGAGGAUCUGGCGGCGGUGCUGGGACGGAACGUGGCAGGACGGGGAUGCACGAGCGAGGGCAUGGCGCCGCACUCUGCGCACCUGGCGCAGCUCUUCGACCCGGCGCAGUUGGAGUCGACGGCGUGGCUCGAAGUGGCGACGAAUCGGCUGGACGUGGCGUGGACGAAACACUGGGAGACCCAGCCGGAGCACGUCGAUCCGCCGGUGUUGACGGAGGAGCAGGUGCUCGGCUUGCUGGCCGAGUUGGACAAGAGGGAAGCGGCGGAAAAGCGAAUGCGAGCGAUCAAAGAUGGAAGAAAAGCGGAGGAGAUGACGUACGCUCCCGUGGAUCCGUUCGCGAGGCGGGCGGAGGAUCCAGACGCCGCGAACGAGGACGAGGACAAUGAUAAUUAG